Molecule: messenger RNA, 898 nt
Organism: Lucilia cuprina (Australian sheep blowfly)
Lineage: Eukaryota; Metazoa; Arthropoda; Insecta; Diptera; Calliphoridae
Product: F-box/LRR-repeat protein 4-like
Exons: 5
Coding region: 92-883 (263 amino acids)
Molecular function (GO): protein binding
Source: RefSeq, a predicted model, not a curated record
UUACAGGACAAUAAGACUGGAAUUUAAUCAUCAACGUCUUCACUAUUACACCGAAAUUGAUGCAGUUCUAUUAAAUGGCAAAAAAUUCAAUAUGAGAAAUAUGCAAACAUUACUAGACUACUACGAACGACAAAGAAAAGGUUCCAUUUUAUGUAAAUUACAAAAUAUGAAAUUUCGACCUGUUUGUAAGGACAACUAUCAAACACGUUUGCAACAUUUUCUAAUGCAUGAUUUGGAUAAAUUUAUGUCUGCCUUAAACGAUGUACAGAUCAACAACGAUAACAGCAAUAUUACCGAAGAUAGUGAAUCAACAGGAAGGGUGGAUUUAAAGGAUAUGCCAUUUGAUAUAGUUUUAAAAAUCUUUAGCUAUUUAGAUUUAAUAUCUCUGUUUCGUGUGGGUCAAGUAUCGCGUUUCUUUUAUGAUGUCUCUACUCAUCCUCUGUUAUAUAGUGAAUUGAAUCUGAAACCUUAUUGGCAUUUAGCUUCCACUGAAUUACUUUCUACUUUGGCUAAGAGAGCAACGAUUUUAAAGAAAUUGGAUAUGUCCUGGUGUGGUUGUACCAUACAAACGGUAUCGCCCACGGAAUUUAAAAAAUUUAUACAGCAACGUGGUGAUUCUUUGACUCAUAUACGUUUAAAUUCAGCUAAGUUUUUAAAUGCCAGCUGUAUAGAAACAUUAGGCAUUGUCUGUGAUAAUUUAAGAGAGCUUUCUUUGCGCAAUUGUUCUACUAGUCCUCCUUUAUUGAAUUUUUCCUGUUUGGCUAAUUUAAAGAAUUUGGAACGUUUGGAUUUAUUCCAAACUGUCAUUGAAUCGGAUUUGCUAUUGACGAUGCUGGAGAGUAAUCCUAAAUUAAAACAUUUAAAUUUGGGUGAGUUUUUUUAACCCAUUUAUUUACAG